AUGCAAAUCUUCGUCAAGACCCUCACCGGCAAGACCAUCACCCUCGAGGUCGAGUCGUCCGACACCAUCGACAAUGUGAAGUCCAAGAUUCAGGACAAGGAGGGCAUUCCCCCUGACCAGCAGCGUCUCAUCUUUGCUGGAAAGCAGCUCGAGGAUGGCCGAACCCUCUCCGACUACAACAUCCAGAAGGAAUCCACCCUUCACCUGGUUCUCCGCCUGCGUGGUGGUAUGCAGAUUUUCGUCAAGACCCUGACCGGCAAGACGAUCACUCUCGAGGUUGAGUCCUCUGACACCAUCGACAACGUCAAGUCCAAGAUCCAGGACAAGGAGGGCAUCCCUCCGGACCAGCAGCGUCUCAUCUUUGCUGGCAAGCAGCUUGAGGACGGCCGAACCCUCUCCGACUACAACAUCCAGAAGGAGUCCACACUCCACCUUGUCCUCCGUCUUCGCGGUGGUAUGCAGAUUUUCGUCAAGACCCUCACAGGAAAGACAAUCACCCUGGAGGUCGAGUCAUCUGAUACUAUCGACAACGUCAAGUCCAAGAUCCAGGACAAGGAGGGUAUUCCCCCGGACCAGCAGCGCCUGAUUUUCGCUGGUAAGCAGCUGGAAGACGGCCGCACCUUGAGCGACUACAACAUUCAGAAGGAGAGCACCCUCCACUUGGUCCUCCGUCUCCGUGGUGGUAUGCAGAUCUUCGUCAAGACACUGACGGGUAAGACGAUUACCCUGGAAGUGGAAUCAUCCGAUACCAUCGACAACGUCAAAUCCAAGAUUCAGGACAAGGAGGGUAUUCCCCCGGACCAGCAGCGCCUGAUUUUCGCUGGUAAGCAGCUGGAAGACGGUCGUACUCUGAGCGACUACAACAUCCAGAAGGAGAGCACCCUGCACCUGGUUCUCCGUCUCCGUGGUGGCCAGUAA
Molecule: messenger RNA, 918 nt
Organism: Trichoderma citrinoviride
Lineage: Eukaryota; Fungi; Ascomycota; Sordariomycetes; Hypocreales; Hypocreaceae
Product: polyubiquitin
Exons: 2
Coding region: 1-918 (305 amino acids)
Biological process (GO): modification-dependent protein catabolic process; protein ubiquitination
Cellular component (GO): cytoplasm; nucleus
Molecular function (GO): protein tag activity; ubiquitin protein ligase binding
Source: RefSeq, a predicted model, not a curated record